AUGGAGCUGAAUGAGCAGGGUAUUUCUGAGCAAAAGGAUGAUAAAAAUCCUGAGCCAAAAAGAAAAAAUCCCACUAGAAAAGUGAGGGAACCCAAACACACACCAUCCAGAUCCACAAACCAAACUCCUAAACCUACUAAAGUCUCCACACAUCAAUCUUCCACCCAAACAGCUGUUGCCACACCUGCUAUAUCAACAAUUGUUGGUACUUCAGUGGUUUCAGCAAUUGUUAAACCAAAAACCACCACUUCAACCACAACAACUGCUCCCACUACAACCACCGCCCCACCAAAACAACCAUCACCACCAUCACCUCCUGUCAAAAAGCAGAAGACAGCUGAUGACACAUCAUCAGUUGUAAUGGAAACAGUGGUUUAA
Helianthus annuus (common sunflower) is the source of this 378-nucleotide messenger RNA. RefSeq names its product salivary glue protein Sgs-3-like. The transcript has a single exon. The record is from RefSeq and is a predicted model, not a curated record. The coding region runs from base 1 to 378 and encodes 125 amino acids. NCBI's taxonomy places the organism in Eukaryota, Viridiplantae, Streptophyta, Magnoliopsida, Asterales, Asteraceae.